GUUGUGCCUUCUUUGUGUGUCGUAUGUCGGCUUGGAAAACAUACCCAGUUUGUCUGGUUCACAGCCACCACAAUAGGAAAGGCUCGGAUUGGCCAAAGGGGUCGGCCGGCUUUGUCCGCGGGAUGGAUCCAAUUUACCGCUAAGCAUGAAUUGCGGGGUGUGAUAUUAUCUCUCCUCUCCCCUCCAUGUCCAUCCCCUCCCCGUAGCUCUCUUCCAACUAUGCCUCCUGUUACAACCAAAGAGUCCAAGGAAGACGAGCAACAACAAGAACAGAAACCAUCCUCUUCUGUACCCAAGGAUAGGCGGUUCAAGCUAAGCAGAGCAUGCGAUCGCUGUCGCCGCCGUCGUAUCAAGUGCGAUGAAGGCCACCCAUGUCAGUCGUGCUUGACAUCCAACUCGGCAUGCACCUUCGAGGAACCGGGCAAGAGGACACACCCUCAUAAGUCGAAACGUGCUGCUACACUUGAAGACCGUAUGCAUCAUCUCGAAACCUUGAUCCAAGCCAUCCCUCCCGCCGUAUUUGCUGCAGGCGUCAACUUCAAAGGGGCUGGUGGAGGCCCGCAGUCCCCCGCUGAUCCCUCGACUAGUGCUCAUGCCUCAUUUGCAUCGUCUACACAUACCUAUCCCCCCGGCGUCCCGCCUCCAUCAUUAUCGAAUUACCCUCUAAUGAACCCAUCUACUUUCUUUGCUCCCACAAAGCCUUCGUCUCGACAUUCUAGUCCGCAUGGAGGCUAUUCGAUGCAUAUCCCGGCCAACCCGACGAUGUCCCCUGAUCAACUUGCAGACGAGGCGUCACGAAUGUCUUUGGCUGCAUCUUAUCUCUACUUUGAUGACGAGGGCUACACUCGGUGGCAAGGCGAAACAUCCGGAUUACCGUUACUCGAUUUGCUGGUUGAACGUCAUAAGGUGGUCACGAAACAAGAUCCGGAUGGUCCUCUUCAGCAACAAAAUAUCUUAGCUAUGGACCAUCCAUCAGUGAACGAUUGGUUUCCAGACAGAACUGCUCGGAGGACGGGUAACAAUCCGGAAGUCAUCUGGAAGCUUGUGACGUCUUUCAUCGCCCCCGAUCUUAUGGACAGCCUGGUCCAAUGUUAUCUAUCCACAUCCUAUUAUCUCAUGCCCUUCCUCCACGUUCCUAGUUUCCUUGCUGACUACGGGAACCCACAAAAAUGGGGCGAACCUGGCUUUGCAGCUUUCAUCGUCUCCAUAUGCUGUCUUGCUUCAAGACAUAUCGAUGACCCUCGCGUUCGUGCUGAUCCUGCCGAUGGCAACAGUGCGGGCACCGUAUGGUUUGACCUCUUUGGCCGCCUUCGUUCUCUACCCACCGCAGAUCGACCAACGGUAUAUACCGUGCAAUCUGUGUUGAUUGCGGGCGUGUACGCUAUUGGCCUUGGGAAACUUUCGAAAGCGUUCGCCCUCAUAUCCGAAGCUAUCACACUCUCCAUUGACGGUGGACUUCAUCGUUCCUCUGAUGCUUACGACGUUUUUGAUUCUAUUGAGGAUGAGGUUCGCAAACGGACUUUCUGGUGCGUCUACCUCUGGGACAAGCAGGCAUGCGUGCACUUCGGCCGACCUCCUAUGAUCCGGCUGAGAGAUUGCGAUGUUGGCGAGCCUGCUAUCGUCGAUGACGAGUAUAUAACUCGCGACGGUAUCUCUUUGCAACCUCCUGAGCAAGAGAGUCGUAUGAGCGCCUUCGUCGAUUGCGUUCGACUCUUCGUCGUGAUGGAAGCCAUUCUCGACGUCCCUCCAUCUCGGCACUUCGGCGAUGGAUCUCCUUUCUUGACUCGUGCUACAUCUAUUCUGACUGGCUUCCGACGACAUAAGGAGCUACGAGAAGAGGAAGCGUUGUUGGAUGAAAUCUCUCGUUCCAUUCCGCCACAUUGGGCUCACUCGGUGGAGACUAUGGCGAGUGACGAUGUGAUUCGAGUUACACAAGCAGAACGGUUGUACUGCUUGGAACAGUUUAUUCGCAUGCUCAUACAUCGGCAUCGGUUCUCUGAGAUCGUUGCAGAAAAGGUUUUCACCCAGGCGAACUACGAGGACCAGGGCGAUGCAGAGUGUGAAGCCAUGCGUGUGGCCCAUGCAUGUGCAUUGCAGAUCGUUUCUUCGCAUCUGCAGAUCGCUGCGAAGGGUUUGAUGACAUAUUACGGCGUACAUGUCAUUCAUCAACUAACAGCUGCAGGUCGCACACUAGUUGCUGUUCUGUUGAAUUGUCAUUCAGAACAGUUACGCCCACUCAUAUCUCCGGCGCUGGAUGCCCUGCGAUCCUGCGUUGGUUUGCUACGCCGAUUCAGUGGACGAUACGUGUGCGGUCUACGCUCAGGCGAUCUCAUGGAGGAAUUCUGUCGAAGUACGCCAAUAAACCACUCUAAACCUGUAUACUCUAAUCUGUUUUUUUUCUCUUGUUAGUAACACAAAUACCGCUCGAAGGGACAAGACAAGACACUCCUUCCAGCAGGAGCCGGCCUCCUUGGAUCCGUCCUGUGCGGAAAAAGACACCUUCCGUGGCGCACUCUGGUGCCUCCAAUGAUUCGCCAUCACACCAGAGUAGCCCGGAAGCAUUCUCACCAUCCGACACUUUCCUUGACCUCUCCGGAGGUGCGAAUUUGGCGACAUCUCCACAGUCUAUACCAACGUUUGGCUCGCCACCAAACGGCGUUACGUCGGUCUCCAUGAUGAGCAACCCGUCAGCGACCUCUCAGAAUUUCGUUAUGGGAAGCGCCUCGGGGGACCCCUCUACAUCGUUCAUGAACGAUGGGAACGUGGAUAUGCUGGGCACUGGGACUCCUGGAGGGCCAGCCUCCUUAUCGCAAUCGGAUUUACUAGCAAUGUUUGGGGAGGGAGGAGUGGAUGUCGCCGCGUUGUUGAUGUCUCCAGAACUAGCAAGUCCUCGAACGACGGACAAUGACUUCUAUAAUGCGAUCGGAGGGCCGGGAUUGGAUAAUGGACAUGCGAUGAGCCUAGUGUCGCCGUCGUAGGGUUAUCUUUUUGCAUUUUCGGUAUUUUCUUUUUAUUCCUGAUAUCUGUACGUUCUUGAUUUUUUCUUAUCAAGUACUACGCCCGAUUCUGGAUUCGUGUAUCAUCGCCGCAUAUCAUGUAUUCUUGCUACGUCUAUCUGGCCAGGUUUUUUUUUGUUGAAGCAAUUCGAGCAAAUCUUGCGACUCCACAUCGUCUACUGUACUCAUAGGAAAAUUUGCCUAAACGCUGUCGGUGAGGUCAUUCUCAAUCAACGUGUUGUGUUACU
Molecule: messenger RNA, 3244 nt
Organism: Somion occarium
Lineage: Eukaryota; Fungi; Basidiomycota; Agaricomycetes; Polyporales; Cerrenaceae
Source: the annotation of a GenBank genome assembly